CUUUCCCAUCGCCCACCUUGUCGCUGUACCUCUAUUUUCCUCAGCAGCAUGUAUAGCUCGACUUAUCCAGCGUUGAGUGCCAUACCCAGGAACAUUAUGUCGUCCACGCGCUGGCACUGGACUCGCGGCCUUUUAACUCGUUCUUCGUGUACUCGUCGGGAAUGAGGUUUAUGACACAUGUCCAGGUCUCGUCCGUGCCACCAGAGUAUCUGUCGAGGCCUCCUUGCAUACCGCUCAUCGUCCCUGUCAUCUCCACCGUCGAGUCUGCUGCCAACCCCGUCAUUGGUGCUGUCCUUCGCCGCGAUGGUCCCUUAACUGGUGCUGUCAACGGAAUCGUCGGCGCUGUUGACAGUGUUGCCGACACUGUUGAGGGUACUCUGACCCAGUGAGUAUUCAUCGCUGAUGACUGGGAACUUACAUCUACGAUCUCAGUGGAAUUAUCCAUUGCCAGACCGACUGCCUUACUUAUACAGGUCUUUCAGCUCGUUCCAACCACAACGACGUCUCGUGUAUCGUGCCUUCAUCGAUUGGUUUACAAGUACCCUUGUUUACCGAUUGUGUGAGGAUCCCGUCGUUCAUAAUGGUAGAUUUUAACAGGUCAACUCUCUAACAAGACCGACACCCCAUCAACCCUCGCAUUCGACCAACACCCUUCCAGUGAAGGCCAGUUCGCAAAAUUCAUGGACGGGUUGACGGAUCCGGAGAGAUAUGGCGAAGUCGCGGCCAUGGAUUUAGUUACUGGGAAGAUGCGUGAGGACGUUGGAGCGGCGGUAAAAAAAGCGUUUAGGUUCACGGUUACGACGAGCUGCUACCACGCUCGCGAGCAUGAUCAUGUAUGCUUGGACAGAUGAGAUAGAGAGUUCUUUUUGGCAGGAUAGAGCUUCUCGUACUCAUGUAGCAUACCACUGUAGUCAUCCGAGUCUUCAGAAUGUAUAUAUUUAGCGUAGUCAACCAAUACUAUUU
Molecule: messenger RNA, 963 nt
Organism: Stereum hirsutum FP-91666 SS1
Lineage: Eukaryota; Fungi; Basidiomycota; Agaricomycetes; Russulales; Stereaceae
Exons: 7
Coding region: 162-389 (75 amino acids)
Source: RefSeq, a predicted model, not a curated record